Molecule: messenger RNA, 1915 nt
Organism: Elaeis guineensis (African oil palm)
Lineage: Eukaryota; Viridiplantae; Streptophyta; Magnoliopsida; Arecales; Arecaceae
Product: sugar transport protein MST3
Biological process (GO): monosaccharide transmembrane transport
Cellular component (GO): membrane
Molecular function (GO): monosaccharide transmembrane transporter activity
Source: RefSeq, a predicted model, not a curated record
CCUCCCCUCCGCUUCUCUUCCAUUCUCCACUCUCUCUCUCAUUCUUCUCUCUCGAUCUUUCUUUCUCUGUCUAAACGAGGGUUAGGUUUUGGGUUCGGGCUCGUGUAGUCUAAAGAGGUUGGAGGUGUUCGGCAAUGGCGGGAGGAGCGAUUGUGAGCACCGGGGUGACGAAGGAUUACCCCGGGAAGCUGACCGCCUUCGUUUUCUUCACCUGCGUCGUCGCGGCCACCGGGGGGCUCAUCUUCGGCUAUGAUAUCGGAAUCUCCGGUGGAGUGACUUCCAUGGAUUCGUUUCUUAAAAAGUUCUUUCCGACGGUGUAUCGGCAGGAGAAGGAGGACCAGAGCACGAAUCAGUACUGCAAGUUCGACAGCCAGGUGCUGCAGUUGUUCACGUCGUCCCUGUACGUGGCGGCGCUGAUCGCGUCCUUCUUCGCGUCGGCGGUGACGAGGAUGUUCGGCAGGAAAUGGUCCAUGUUCGGCGGCGGGAUCACCUUCCUGAUCGGCGCCGCCCUCAACGGCCUCGCCAAGAACGUCCUCAUGCUCAUCCUCGGCCGCAUCCUCCUCGGCAUCGGCGUCGGCUUCGCCAAUCAGUCCGUUCCAGUGUACCUCUCAGAGAUGGCCCCUGCUCGCCUGCGAGGGAUGCUCAACAUUGGCUUCCAAUUGAUGAUCACCAUCGGUAUCUUUGCAGCCAAUCUCAUUAACUAUGGAACAUCCAAGAUCAAGGGUGGAUGGGGCUGGCGCGUGAGCCUUGCACUUGCCGCUGUCCCUGCUGGCAUCAUCACUCUCGGCUCUCUAUUUCUCCCCGACACUCCCAACUCCCUCAUUGAGCGUGGCUAUGAUGAGAAGGCCAAGAACAUGCUCCGCCGCAUUCGUGGAGUUGAUGACAUCCAUGAGGAGUACAAUGAUCUUGUUGCUGCCAGUGAGGAGUCGAAGCUCGUAGUGCACCCAUGGAGAAACAUUAUUCAGAGAAAGUACCGUGCUCAACUCACCAUGGCCAUCCUCAUUCCCUUCUUCCAGCAACUAACUGGCAUUAACGUCAUCAUGUUCUACGCUCCCGUGCUCUUCAAGACGAUUGGAUUUGCAACCGAUGCAUCACUUAUGUCAUCUGUCAUCACAGGGCUAGUUAAUGUGUUUGCUACCUUGGUCUCUGUCUUUACUGUCGACAAGCUUGGCCGACGAAAGCUUUUCCUGCAAGGCGGAUCUCAGAUGCUUGUUUGCCAGAUCAUUGUGGGGACACUGAUUGCAAUCAAAUUUGGGACCAAUGGUGAGGCAAAUCUUUCAAAGACCUAUGCAGCUUUUGUGGUGCUCUUCAUUUGUAUCUAUGUUGCUGGUUUCGCAUGGUCUUGGGGCCCCUUGGGUUGGCUGGUGCCCAGUGAGAUAUUCCCAUUAGAGAUUCGGUCAGCUGGGCAAAGUAUCAAUGUCUCUGUUAACAUGCUUUUCACUUUCAUCAUUGCCCAAGCUUUCCUCACGAUGCUUUGCCACAUGAAAUUUGGCUUGUUCUACUUCUUCGGUGGAUGGGUUGUGAUCAUGACAAUUUUUGUCGCCCUCUUUCUUCCGGAGACUAAGAAUGUGCCAAUUGAAGAGAUGAUUCUGGUCUGGAAGGCUCACUGGUUCUGGGGCAAGUUCAUUGCUGAUGAAGACAUACAUGUUGGCAACAUUGAGAUGGGCCAUGGUAAGUCAAAGGCUGGGUCCGUGUGAUGGAUCUGAAAUCAAGCACAUCCUUUGAUAAGUGAUCAAGGGUAUGGAUUGGAUCUUGAUUAAAAGCCAGUUGUGGUACAUAGGUUGUAAAUGGUAUUUAAUGGUUUGGUUCUGUCAACUGAAACUUUUGUUGUUUGCUUUUGGGACUAUGUUUUCUUAUUGAUCGUGUAUAAGAUUUCAAGCAAUGAUAAGAAGUGGUUUCUGUAAUCGGAAGUGAA